GAGGCCCCCACCCUUCGUGUCCUCAUGCAUUUGCGUGGUGGUUAAAAACGAUACUGUGCAACAAUUAAUUCAGAUUAAAAGUGAAUUUAAACUUCCUCGGUCCAAGACUGGAUUUAUUCAAGUUAAGAGUCAGUCUCAACAGGAGACAGAAGCGAUGGAGGUCCAGCAGAUGGACGCAGGGCAGGACAACACACCCAAGUCUGCCCAAGUCCAGACAUCACAACCACAGGCCACGGGGAAACCUCAUGAGAUCAAAGAGAUGCUCUGUACCGACAGUAAGCAGGAUCACAGAGAAAGCAGCGAGUCUUUGACAGACACGGGUAUAACCAGUGAUGAUGCUUUACUGCUGCCGGAUCAUAUACCUACAAUUUCACACAAAAUAGAGAAAGAGAAACACGCUCUCCCCAAUGGCUCGCCCGCUAUAGUCAGUAAUGGAUCAACUGUUGUGUGCACAUCACCAUCAGAAAGAAGCAAAGCUCGUACCACAACGUCACCGAAAUGCAGCCGACACACAAAGUGCAAUGGACACAGACACCAGCAUAAAAAACACCCGCACAAAAAACACCCGCCAUCCACCUCCAAAAGUCAGCAGAGCUUUAAGGGAGACGCCUCUCAGAUUCAGAAAGUCGCUGGAGAUGAUUGUUGUGCCCACUGUAUCCUGGCGUGUCUGUUUUGUGAGCUGAUGUCGUGUUGUUCAGUGAUGGCUCAGUGUUUGGCGUGUGGUUUGGAGUGUGAUGCUCUCUGUUGCUGCGGUGAAGCGGCCACCGGUGGACUUGCGUGCUGUGCUGAAGAUAGCUGCUCUGCACUGCUGGAUUGUGGGAUACUGGAGGAUUGUUGUCAGUCGUCAGAUUGUCUGGAGAUCUGCGUGGAAUGCUGCUCCAUCUGUUUUCCUACCUGAAACGAAAACUAUGAACAAAAGCAAAUCAAGUGUGACUUUAAAAGCAUCGAGUUAUUAUCUUGUGUAUUGUAUUUAUUUAGUGUAAAGGAUGAGUUUGCUGCUUAGACCAAAAUCUGACUGUUCUUACAAACCUACUUAUAGGUGUGUGUACAUUUACAUUUGGAUGUUAAAGAGACAAGCACCUGUUGGUUAUUUUUCCCUAAAAGAGUAAAACCGCAGGCCUCUGUUGCACUUUUAAAUCAUUGCUCUGUUUGUUUGAGCAUCGGCAACAUCAGCUCUUUGUUUACUUAUUUUAGAAAUUCACUAUUUACAGUCUUAUUUGUCACCCAUGAUGAAUGUAUUUUCUGAUAAUGGAAAGGUUACAGAGAUAAAGCGAUGGAUAGCCUAAUGCAGAAUGCAACAGCUUUCAAUUUCUUUAGAAGAGUUUAAGUCAACAACAAAUGAGUUUACAUUUAGAUAUAUAGUUUUGAUGGUUUUCUUUCAAAAAAUCUGUCAAUUUCUUUCUGUUAAGGAAAUUUGUCUGUGAUAUAAAAACUUUUCUUGUAAAUUGUUCAAAGCGUAGACUGUAAUAAGUGAAAAGUUGGUUUAACUUCAAAAAAUGACUUUGGUUACAGGGCUGGUUUCCCAGACAGGGAUGAGCUUAAACCAGGACCAGGCUUUAGUUUAAUUGAGAAAUAUAACUAGUUUUAUCAAACAUGUCUAACUAAAAACAUUAUGUGUGCAUUUUGAGGCAAAACAAAGGGCACUGAGAUUAUGUCAGUGCAAGUUGUUUUCAAUUUGGACAGCUCUUAUUUAGUCUAAUCCCUGUCCGGGAAUACGCCCCUUAGUCUUAAGGCUAUUCCCAGACUAAAACACAUGUUUGAGAUGUCUCAACUAAAAAUAAAUUGCACAAUCAGAUCUUAAAAUAUGCCAGAGCCAUUGAAUUGUCUCAAGAUUUUCUAAGGCAUGUUAAUAAAAAAUGCUUAAAUGUUUUCAUUUAACUAACGCCUUGUCUGUGAAACCAUGCAAAAAAUUACUUUUUUCAACCUAAAUUUUGUUACUUUAAGUGAAAUAUUUAAGUUGUUACCAAUUGAAUUAAAUUUUUAUAGUUUAUUCACUUUUUCAUAUUUUUCACUUAAAUUUUGCACUGCAAAAAUGACUUUCUUACUAGUUUUCAGUAGAAAUAUCUAAAAAUUCUUAAAUCAAGAUGUAUUUUCUUGAUGAACAAAAUGACCUAAGAAAAUAAUACUAGUUUUUUGACAAAAAAUAUACAAUUUAAGUGAAUUUGUGCUUAAAACACUUGAAUUAAGUGUUUAAGAAAAAAGAAAAACUAAAUCUCACCCCAUUGGCAGAUAAUUUUGCUUGUUUUAAGGAAAAUUUCACUUAAAUUGUCUAUUAUUUUUCUUAAAACUAGACUUAUUUACUAGGGUCAUUUUGCUCAUCAAGAAAAAGCAUCUUCGUUUAAGAAUUUUUAGAUAUUUCUACUGAAAACAAGACACAAAAAAACUAAGUAGGAAAGUCAUUUUUUGCAGUGAGUGAGUAAAUGUAUGUUGACAAAACGUAAAUUUCUAAAUUGUUACCAAUUGAACUACAUUUUUUUAAGUAAAUCCAACUUUUUACAGUGUAUAUGUGACCCAGUCUGUGAAGUCAUUUUUUGUAAUUUACUGUUUUCUACAUAAACUCAUCCUGCGUAAUGUAAAGACCGAUCUGCACUGUAAAAAAGAAAUGCAGAAAGGAGUUAAAACAACUUGGUUUUACAAGUCAAUUCAAUCUACUAUUUUAAGUUUUGGCUUAAAAAAGUUGACAUAACUUAUAAAAUCAAGUUGAAAUUGUUUAACGUUUUUAAAAAUUUAAAUUUGCCAAAAAAGUGUAUUUUUUACAGUGAAAAUAUAAUCUUGAUAUCUUUAAUAUUGACUGAGUAAGGUAAUGUAAAAGAUUGAAAUAAAUGUGAAAUCAAACUUUGAUGCUCCAAAUCUCAUCAUUAGAUUAUAAAAAUUAAACCUAGAUUUCACAAACAGGGUCACAUAUGUGACAUUUGUGCAUGUAUGAAAAGUGCCGUGUUACUGCAUUCACAAUUUUAAAAUCUUUAUACUGCUUAGAAUGAAAUGAAUUCUGUAACAUUCUUUGCCUCCAUGGUGAAGUGUAAAAGUUUCAAAUGUGUUUUCAAUCAGUUUUAUAAUAUGUUGAGACUAUUUCAAAUCUUUAUGUUGUUUGUAUUCACUGCAGUCUUAUCUGAGCGCUGCAGGAAUUCUGCACGGAUGCAAAAAUAACCAUCCAGAACGCCUGCAUAUUCCUCUGGGCAUGUUGAAUUUCACAGUCUUUCUCCAGAUGACUUUGCCCGUGGCCUGAUCUGCUCUCUGCUGUUUAGAUAGCGGGCAUAGAGGAGGACGCUGAUGUUGAAUCUGGCAGAGAUCUGCAUGCGUGUCCAAUAAAAUCACAUUCUUCCUCCUCAUCCGUCUGUGAGGUCAUGACAUCAUCAACAUUAGUUUGAAAUACUCAUACAGUCCUGCAUCACUGAUGCAAGCAAUAGCCGUCAUUUCACCAACAAUAGACCCGAUAUAGUCCGGCUAUGAGUUACCCACUUCUAGCCAAAAUAAACUUGAAUUUGGUUUAAUGUGGGUUUUGCCAAAAUAACUUGAGAGAUGUCUGAUAUUUUGUCAUGUAAGCAAAGUCAACAUUGAUUACAAAGUGUUUGCGUUCAUUUAUGUAUUGUAUUUCAUUUACUUUUGAGCUCUGAUAAGACAUCUUUUAAAUG
Paramisgurnus dabryanus is the source of this 3632-nucleotide messenger RNA. The record is from RefSeq and is a predicted model, not a curated record. NCBI's taxonomy places the organism in Eukaryota, Metazoa, Chordata, Actinopteri, Cypriniformes, Cobitidae.